Messenger RNA from Sinocyclocheilus grahami, 1783 nucleotides. Its product is annotated as gastrula zinc finger protein XlCGF57.1-like. The transcript has a single exon. The record is from RefSeq and is a predicted model, not a curated record. NCBI's taxonomy places the organism in Eukaryota, Metazoa, Chordata, Actinopteri, Cypriniformes, Cyprinidae. Gene Ontology annotation, cellular component: nucleus. The coding region runs from base 155 to 1783 and encodes 542 amino acids. Gene Ontology annotation, molecular function: RNA polymerase II transcription regulatory region sequence-specific DNA binding; DNA-binding transcription factor activity, RNA polymerase II-specific. Gene Ontology annotation, biological process: regulation of transcription by RNA polymerase II.
AGUGGAGGAGGAGCAUCAUCACAAACCUGGAGAAAAACCUUCGAGUCGCUCGAAGACUAAAAAGACAUUUUUAAAGAAAAGAAAAGCCAAGAAAUCUAUCACCUGCACUCAGUGUGGGAAGAGUUUCCCAAACAAGCAAAGUCUUGAGCGUCACAUGAUAGUUCACACCGGCGAGAAGCCGUUCACAUGUGAUAAGUGCGGAAACCAAUUCAAAGAAAGAGGAAACCUUAGCAACAACAUGAACUUCAAAGAAAGAGGAAACCUUAGCAAACACAUGAAAAUCCACACUGGAGAAAAGCCUUUUACUUGUAAACAGUGCGGGAAGAGUUUCACACAAUCAGCACAUCUUAAAGUACACAUGAAAAUCCACACUGGAGAAAAGCCAUUUACAUGUGAUCAGUGCGGGAAGAGUUUCACACACAAACAAAGUCUUGAGCGUCACAUGAGAGUUCACACCAGCGAGAAGCCGUUCACAUGUGAUCAGUGCGGAAACCAAUUCAAAGAAAGAGGAAACCUUAACAAGCACAUGAAAAUCCACACUGGAGAAAAGCCAUUUACUUGUGAACAGUGCGGGAAGAGUUUCUCACAAUCAGCACAUCUUAAAGUGCACAUGAAAAUCCACACUGGAGAAAAGCCAUUUACAUGUGAUCAGUGCGGGAAGAGUUUCACACACAAACAAAGUCUUGAGCUUCACACGAGAGUUCACACCGGAGAGAAGCCAUUCACAUGUGGCAAAUGUGGAAAGAGCUUCACGCAACCAUCACAUCUUAGAGAACACAUGAAAAUCCACAAUGGAGAAAAGCCACACACAUGUGAUCAGUGCGGGAAGAGUUUCACAUACAAAGAUUAUCUUAAUAUUCACAUGAGGACCCACACCGGAGAGAAGCCGUUCAUGUGCGGUCAGUGUGAAAAGAGAUUCUCAAACAAAGUUAGUCUUGAGGGUCACAUGAGUGUUCACACUGGAGUGAAGCCGUUCAUAUGUGGCCAAUGUGGAAAGAGCUUCACGCAAUCAGCAAACCUUAAACGACACAUGAGAGAUCACACCGGAGAGAAGCCGCACACAUGUGAUCAGUGUGGGAAGAGUUUCACGCAAUCAUCAAACCUUAAACGACACAUGAGAGUUCACACCGGAGAGAAGCCGCACACGUGUGAUCAGUGCGGGAAGAGUUUCACACAACCAGCAAAACUUAAAGAACACAUGAGGAUCCACACCGGAGAGAAGCCGUUCAAGUGUGAUCAGUGCGGCAAAACAUUUCUUCGGUCAUCAGCUUUGAAGACACACCUGACGGUUCAUACGAAGGAGAAGCCACAUUCCUGUUCUGAAUGUGGAAAGAGUUUUUCACUGCUGCGGAGAUUACAUAGACAUGAGAAAAUUCACACUGGUGUGAGAGAGCACAUGUGCUUUGAGUGUGACAAGACUUUUAUUACAGCGGACUGUUUAACACGGCAUCAGAAGAUUCACACUGGUGUGAGAGAGUACAUGUGCUUUGAGUGUGACAAGACUUUUAUUACAGCGAACUGUUUAAAACUGCAUCAGAAAAUUCACACUGAUGUGAGAGAGUACAUGUGCUUUGACUGUGACAGGACUUUUACUUCAGCAAACCGUUUAAAACAGCACCAGAGGAGCCACACUGGAGAGAAACUUCACAAGUGUGAUCAGUGCGGGAAGAGUUUCGCUUUUAAAAGUCACCUGAAGCUACACAUGAAGAUCCAUGCAGUGGAGGAACCACACAGCGAUGUUCACAAGUCUUUAUCGCUGGAGUCCGAGUCAAGUCUCGAGUGA